Dovyalis caffra is the source of this 213-nucleotide messenger RNA. NCBI's taxonomy places the organism in Eukaryota, Viridiplantae, Streptophyta, Magnoliopsida, Malpighiales, Salicaceae. The record is from the annotation of a GenBank genome assembly.
AUGGAGGCUAGGGUUUUUUUGGGAGUGGAGAUAAGGGGUUUAAUGUUGAGUGAAAAGACAAAACAUAGGCAGCAUAUGUUAUGUUUGAAGGAAAAGAGAGUAGCCUUGCAAUUUGAAGGGAGUGGUGACCGUGAUGGAAUGAAUAGAUCCUGGUUGGCUCGAUUGGAGGCUAUUUUGUUGAGGUUUGAGCAUUAUGUACAUGGCUUGGAUUAG